Sphaerodactylus townsendi is the source of this 690-nucleotide messenger RNA. It is a transcript of the gene DNAJC15, whose product is annotated as DnaJ heat shock protein family (Hsp40) member C15. Gene Ontology annotation, biological process: protein import into mitochondrial matrix. Gene Ontology annotation, cellular component: PAM complex, Tim23 associated import motor. Bases 63 to 500 code for a protein of 145 amino acids. The transcript is spliced from 6 exons. Gene Ontology annotation, molecular function: ATPase activator activity. The record is from RefSeq and is a predicted model, not a curated record. Lineage: Eukaryota; Metazoa; Chordata; Lepidosauria; Squamata; Sphaerodactylidae.
UCGCCGCCGCCUCCGCCUCAGCGCCCGCCGCCCUCCUCCUCCUCCUCCUCCUCUCACUCGCCAUGAUGAGACAUGUCGGCUCCGCCUCGGAGUCUCUCCACCACGCCGAAUACGUGGCGCCCAGGAGCGGCGGUCCGGACUCGGACGCGGGGCUGGCCCGGUCUCUGAUCGCGGUUGGUCUGAGUGUCGCAGCUGUUGCUUUUGCGGGUCGGUAUGCCUUCCAGUUCUGGAAACCGCUGGAACAAGUAAUCACCAGAACAGCAAGAAACAUUUCCAGUGCCAGUCUCUCCUCCUACUACAAAGGAGGGUUUGAACAGAAAAUGAAUCGGCGAGAAGCUGGUCUUAUUUUAGGCAUCAGUCCAUCGGCUGACAAGGCCAAGAUAAGAACUGCUCACAGACGAAUCAUGAUUUUGAAUCACCCUGAUAAAGGUGGCUCUCCUUACCUAGCAACCAAAAUCAACGAAGCAAAAGACUUGCUGGAAUCAAGCAGUAGACAUUAGGGUCCCAGGAUUUGGCUGCCACGAGCGAUGUAACGUGUACUACACUGAAGAAACCUCAAAUGCCGUUGCUUUGUGUUUUAGCAACUUUCUCCAUCAAUUACGACUUCAACGGUUUCAUUAAGAAAGUUCUCCAGAGUCUGGGAAAUACUAUUCCAAAUAUUUAUUAAUAAACAUUAGAUUUUUCACACGA